Molecule: messenger RNA, 2712 nt
Organism: Suillus paluster
Lineage: Eukaryota; Fungi; Basidiomycota; Agaricomycetes; Boletales; Suillaceae
Exons: 13
Biological process (GO): proteasome-mediated ubiquitin-dependent protein catabolic process
Cellular component (GO): proteasome regulatory particle, base subcomplex
Molecular function (GO): ATP binding; proteasome-activating activity; ATP hydrolysis activity
Source: RefSeq, a predicted model, not a curated record
GAGAAGAAGGUCGACGACAAGGAGGAGAAGAUUCAAGCACUUACAACUAGCGAUAUCCAGAUCCUUAAAACCUAUGGCCAAGGUGCAUACGCUGCCAAGCUGAAGAAGACGGAACACGACAUUAAGGAAGUGCAGAAGCGGAUAGAUGAGAAGCUUGGCGUGAAGGAGUCUGACACUGGCCUCGCUCCACCAAAUCUCUGGGAUCUUCCAGUUGAUAAACAACGCAUGGGCGCUCAUCCAUUACAAGUUGCACGGUGUACCAAAAUCAUCCCUGUCGACCCCAAGAAAGCCGAGGCUGCUCGUGCCGUUAACCCUGUUGGUGCGGCUCAAGGCCAGAAGGGAGCCGAUGAGCAAGACAAAUAUGUCAUUAACAUCAAACAGAUAGCUAAAUUUGUUGUUGGUCUUGGUGAUCGAGUCGCACCGACAGAUAUCGAGGAGGGUAUGCGUGUGGGUGUGGACCGGAAUAAAUACCAGAUUCAGAUCCCACUGCCGCCCAAGAUCGAUGCUUCAGUAACGAUGAUGCAGGUUGAGGAGAAGCCCGACGUAACAUACUCGGAUGUUGGUGGAUGCAAAGAACAAAUCGAGAAGCUGCGUGAAGUCGUCGAGACACCGCUACUAUCACCCGAACGCUUCGUUAAGCUUGGUAUUGAUCCCCCGAAGGGCGUCCUCCUCUUUGGGCCGCCAGGAACCGGCAAAACCCUCUGCGCACGUGCAGUCGCCAACCGUACAGAUGCCACCUUCAUCCGCGUCAUUGGUUCCGAGCUUGUGCAGAAGUAUGUCGGCGAGGGUGCGCGAAUGGUGCGCGAGUUGUUUGAGAUGGCACGUUCAAAGAAGGCUUGCAUUAUUUUCUUUGAUGAAGUCGACGCUAUCGGUGGUGCACGAUUUGAUGACGGUGCUGGAGGUGACAAUGAGGUGCAGCGCACAAUGUUGGAACUGAUUAACCAGCUGGAUGGAUUUGACCCUCGAGGGAAUAUCAAGGUGCUCAUGGCUACGAAUCGACCAGAUACUCUCGACCCUGCACUGUUGCGCCCCGGUCGGCUUGACCGGCGGGUGGAGUUCUCGCUGCCUGACAACGAAGGCAGGGCUCAUAUCCUCAAGAUUCAUGCUCGAAGUAUGAGCGUUGAGCGCGAUAUCCGAUUCGACCUCAUUGCUCGACUAUGUCCUAAUACGACAGGCGCGGAACUUCGGUCAGUUGCAACUGAGGCUGGCAUGUUUGCAAUUCGUGCGCGGCGGAAGGUCGCUACAGAGCGUGACUUCCUUGACGCUGUGGAGAAGGUCGUGCGGCAAGGGACGAAGUUCUCGUCAACGCGCUCUGUGUCCCAUAUAAAGGACCUUGCUACUUAUUUAACGCUACAGUUCUUAUUAAGGGGAUCCGGGGCAAGGGGGAGACUAGCUCCGUCCGUACUUCCAAUGAUCAUCAACCUUCAAGUGCGCGCCCUCGCCGCGCGCACCAUUCAACGGCGGCGAUACCAUGUUCGUCGUGCACCGUCCCCGCCUUCUGCUGAAGCUGCUCGACUUCUCGACUCUUUCGCAACACAUCCACCACUUCCUUUGACGCUCUCGACCCUCGUGUCCUUCGGGAACCCUUUAACACCUGUAUCUGUGCUGCGCUCAGUAUCGUACGUGCUCUCGGAGAUACCAAGACGCAUGGCCCAGCGCAUCCGCGCCCUCGAGGCGUUGCCAUUCAUCGUCGGCACUAAUCCAUAUGUUGCCCGAGCCCUCAAUGCUCAUAGAGACAGCUUUAAUGUACUCGCCACUUAUCCCGAAGUGCGCACACUCGAGGACAACAAAAAAUUUGUCGAUGAACUAGAUAUGCUCGUGCAGGGACAUAGAAACGAUAUACCUACGAUGGCCAAGGGAUUCCAAGAGUGCUCGCGGUACAUGUCUCCAACUCAAAUAUCCAACUUCCUCGAUGGUGCUAUCCGAUCCCGCAUCUCUGUGCGCCUCAUCGCUGAACAACAUAUUGCGCUCUCGCACGCACUUGCUACUGAAGACCCCGGCGCAGUGGAGGCCAGCGUUCUCAUGCACAAUGGUAUCAUCGAUCCCGAUUGCUCCCCCGCGGCUAUGGUCCGCAUGUGUGGCGCAUUCGUCAGCGAACUAUCCGAGGCAGCCCUCGGUGCAAGCCCCAUCAUUACGAUCGACGGCUGUCCAGACGCUACGUUUGCCUAUGUCCCUGUGCACCUUGAAUAUAUACUCACCGAAAUGCUCAAGAACGCGUUCCGCGCGACUGUAGAGCACCAUCACAAACUACAUGGCCUCACUUCAUCCUGUCCCCUACCACCCGUAAAAAUAACCAUCUCACCCCCUACUCCACCGCAUCCAUUUCUCUCAAUUCGAAUUCGCGACCAGGGUGGUGGCGUCUCACCGUCCAACAUGGCACGUAUAUUCUCGUACGCUUUCACUACAGCGGGGCACGCCGACGACCAGAAUGGAGGUGGUGGGCCGUAUGCCGCCCAGCAUAUUGGUGGGAGUGCAGCAAUAGGGAGUGGCAGCGCAGGGGAAGGUGGAAACCUUUUUGGCGAAAUUACAGAAAAGGGUAUCCAGGUGGGCCUUGGAACAAUUGCAGGAUUAGGAUACGGACUCCCUCUGAGUCGAUUAUAUGCAAAAUAUUUUGGUGGUUCAUUGGAUAUAUUUUCGCUCGAUGGGUGGGGCAGCGACGUCUUCAUUAAACUUAGGUGCCUACUAGAUGAAGCAGGCAACGCGGAGAUAUAG